Molecule: messenger RNA, 999 nt
Organism: Pseudomyrmex gracilis
Lineage: Eukaryota; Metazoa; Arthropoda; Insecta; Hymenoptera; Formicidae
Exons: 5
Coding region: 188-823 (211 amino acids)
Source: RefSeq, a predicted model, not a curated record
CACACAGAGAGCAUACACGUAGUGCGUGUCGAGGAAGUGAGAGAGCGAAAAAUCGAACGAACGAACGAACGACCGGUGCAUUCCGAAGGAAAAGACGAGACUGUAGAAACAUUUUGCAACGCAACGCGCGCUUCGUCCGUAAAUAUAUAUAUAUAUAAAAAAAAGAAAAAAUAACUAAAAAAUAACAAUGGAGAUAGUCUCCAGACUGCUCUUGAUAUUAGUCCUGGACACACUGUGCGUAAUAACCGUUGGUCACGCAGCGCCGUUAUCAGAUACAAAAGACGCUUGGAAUCGAAACGUUUUCGCUCCUGUAGUGAAAACGGCAUGCUCUUCCGACGGACAAUGUUGGGAAUGGUUACCGAUAUCAGAAUCGUACGACGAAACUCUCAUUAUACCCGAAAAAAAUAACGAUAUGACAAGACUACAAUACCGACGUCAAAUUGCAAACCCAACGUCCGAAUUUGUAUCGAAAUCGUUGAAAAAGAGCGCGUUGGACGAAGCGGGACGCGAACUACGAACGGCGUUGCUGAGCAAACAGAUAUCGGGUAGAACCGCAAAGAAAGAUGUGUCCCGCAGUAAUUGGACGCCAUUUUCUGUUCUGUACAUCCCGCACGGACCGCGAACGAAUCACGCUGUAACGGCAAUGUCGAUGUCUCAACGACAAGAAUCUGGUAUGACGACCGAAAGUCCGAUUUUAUUCAUUGAACAUCCUAAUUCGCGCAUUGCUCCGCGAAACGGUCAACCUACUGUGCAACCAAGAAGACAAUAUUGGACAAUACCACAUCUACUUACAUCGUACGGCUGGCGUGCCUUUGGAAAGUAAAACGGUGAAGAAUACGUCGUAAUAGGAACUGUACCUGUAACAUCCAUGCUUAUAAAUUUAAAUUUCAAUGUGGUACACGACACGGAUAUAACAAAACACACAAUACCCCCAUCAAUCUUUACCUUGUCUCGCUACUUGUUGAGGAAUCAACAUUGGUGGUGGUGGUGGAGGAGGUG